GAAUAUACGGAGUAUUGGCCCAAUUCAAUGCAUCCGACGUGUUAAUGGAUUUUGGGAACAUUGUCUCCUAGCUUUUUGCAUCAACCCUUGUACCAUAUUGUACAAUAACCAAUUACCAAGCCAUUUGAGUUGACCCUCUAUACGGCGGCUUUAGGCGUUGCAGAUGGGCGAUACGGGCGUGAACGGAGACGUGGGAGGAGCAAUGUCAACGCCGCCACCGCCCACGGACUCGGCGGAUUCGGUUUUCGCGGAGGCGAAGAUAGCGGUGUGGUGGGACAUAGAGAACUGUCAAGUGCCUAGGGGCUCCGAUCCGCACGCAAUCGCGCGGAACAUGAGCUCCGCGCUGGCGAAGUUGAACUACUGUGGGCCAAUCUCCAUCUCCUCCUACGGAGAUACUACCCAAAUCUCGCCUUUCAUUCAGCAGGCCUUCAAUAGCACCGGAAUCGCCCUCAACCAUGUUCCUGCAGGUGCCAAAGAUGCUAGUGAUAAGAGAAUUUUGGUGGACAUGAUGUUAUGGGCGGUUGACAAUCCAGCUCCUGCUAAUUGUGUAUUGGUAUCGGGUGAUCGAGAUUUCUCCAAUGCCCUGCACCAGCUGAGAAUGCGUAGAUACAACAUUCUUGUAGCACAACCUCAAAACGCAUCUGCAGCACUUGUCUCUGCAGCAAAGACUGUAUGGCUCUGGACUAGCCUUUCAGCUGGGGGGCCCCCUCUCAAUCAUAGCGAAUCAAUACCACUAGGAAAAGAAAAUUACAAGACUUCUAACUUUCAACAUGGAAAUGGAUCUACUGCUCAUAAUUCAAACAUUUCAUUUACUGGUCAGUUUUUGGCACCUAAUCCACAUGCACACAAAAGUGUGGUGCCGCAGGGGAAGAAGGCAAAAAAGUUGAUGAAAAAAAACAGUCAACUAAAGGGUGUGAAGAACAUGAAAAGGAAGGGUAACAUCUCAAGUGGCCCACCUAGUAAGAAACGUAAGAAAAGUGACAGUGGAGUUGCAAGUCAUGAAUCUCGUUCCGGUUCCGGGCAAGCUAAGACUUGUCCUAACUGCAAGCAGAUCCAUUUGGGGAAGUGUAAUGAGGCACGAAGUUGUCACCAUUGUGGAGCUACAAGGCAUCUGAAAAGUGAUUGUAAACAGUUAGGUGGAUCCAUAAGAGAUGGUGUUGGCCAAGCAUUGGCCGGAGGGAAAGGUACUACUUGCUGUAGAUAUGGAACCACACCACCUAGCGUCCCUCAGAUGACAAGUGGAUCCACUCCAGCUGCUGUUAGUCAGGUCAUGGGGUGUGGAAGUAGUCUUGAUAAGGGCAAAGCUGGAUCCACUAGCAAUAAUGUUAGGCAAGCCAUUUGUGGAGGAAACUGUCAUGAUAGUAGUAUAUCUGGAGACCAGACACUAAGCUUCACUCAUAUGGCAGUUGAAGUGGCAAAUCCAUAUGUUUCUCAUCAGGUCAUGUGUGGCCGAGUGUCGGGGCAUCAAGAAAGGAAUUGCCAACAGCUGACAGGUGUAUCCAUUAGAGACGAUGUAAGCCAGGCCAGUGGAGACCACCAGGAUAUGAGCAUAUCGAUGAGUAUAUCUAGAUUCCCCACACCAAGUGCCACUCACAUAACAGGUGGGUCCAGUCCAUAUGUUACUAGUCAGGCGAUGAGGGGUGGAAAUGAACAGAAUAUGGGUGUAUCCGGAGCCCUGACAUCGAGCAUCACUCAGCAGACAGGGGUAACUUGUAAGGCCCUAACACCAAGGUGUUACCACUGUGGAGAGUUUGGGCAUCUGAGAAAGGAUUGUCAACUUUUGACAGGUGGAUCCACGAGCAGAAAGAAAUGCGAUGAUAGUAGUAUAUCUGGAGAGCCGGCACCAGAGAUCACUCACAUAGCAGGUGAAAAGACCAAUCCGGAUGUUCCUGAGCAGGUUACGGGUGGUGGAGAUUCGGGUUAUAAACAAAGGGAUUAUCAAUCAUUGACAGGUGGAUCCAUUAGAGAUGAUGUAAGCCAGGCCAUGGGUUGUGGACACUAUCAGGAUAUAGGUAUAUCUAGAUCCCCCACGCAGAGUGUCACUCACAUAACUGGUGGGUCCCCUCCACGUGUUGCUAGUCAGGUCAUGGGUGCUAGAAGCUGCCAUGAUAUGGAUAUAUCUGGAGCCCGGACACCAAGCAUAACUCACCAGACAGGGGUGCCAAGUAAUGCCCGAAGUCCGAGGUGUUACCUUUGUGGAGAGUUUGGGCAUCUGAGAAGGGAUUGUCAACUUUUGACAGGUGGAUCUAAUGUUAGCCAAGUUACGUGCAGAGGGAACUGUCAUGAUAGUAGUAUAUCCGGAAACAUGACACCGAGUGCCAGUCACAUUGCAGGUGAAGUGGACAGUUUAGAUGUUGCUAAUCAGGUCGCGGGUGGUGGAGAGUCGGGGCAUCAGCAUAGCGCCUGUCAACAAUUGACAAGUGGAUACACUAGAGAUGAUGUAAGCCAAGACAUAGGUGGCGGAAACCACCAGGAUAUGGACGUAUCUAGUUCUUCCGCACCAAGUGUUCCUCACAUAACUGGUUGGUCUAGUCCAGAUAUUGCUAAUGAGGUCAUGGGCGGUGGAAACCUCCAGGAUAAUGGUAUAUCUGGAACCCUGACACCAAGCGUCACUUACCAGGCAGGGGUUGAUAGUGGUGCCCUAAUGCCGAGGUGUUACCGUUGUGGAGAAUUUGGGCAUCUACGAAAGGAUUGUCAUUUGUUGGAAGGUGGAACUACUAGAGAUGAUGUUCGCCAGGCCAUGGGUGAUAUAAACCACCAGGAUAUAUAUAUAUCUAGAUCCUCCACACCAAGUGUCAGUCACAUAGCAGGUGGGUCGUGUCCAGAUGUUGCUAGUCAGAUCAUGGGUUGUGGAUACUACCCCGAUAUGGGUAUAUCUGGAGCCCCAACACCAAGCAUUACUCACCAGACUGGAUUGGCUAGUAAUGCCCUAACACCAAGGUGUUACCGUUGUGGAGAGUUCGGGCAUCUGAGAAAGGAGUGUGAUUUGUUGACUGGUGGAUCCACUAGAGAAGAUCUUAGCUUGUCCAUGGGUUGUGGGAACUUUAAUGAUAGUAGUAUAGCUGGAGAGCCGAGACCGAGCUUUGUCACUCGAAUGACAGGUGGCAUGGCCAGUAUAGCUGCUGUUAAUCAGGUCAUGGGUGGCGUAAAUCCCCAGAGUAUGGCCAUAUCUAGAGCUCCUGAUACCACCCUUCAUUCACUUUAUCACAUGCAACAUUAUAUGCCAUGAGGGGGAGUUACAGGUAAUAUUCUUGUUGCAUGUUACUUGGAAUAAGGCUUUGUGGUUGUU
This is a messenger RNA of Cuscuta campestris, 3289 nucleotides long. NCBI's taxonomy places the organism in Eukaryota, Viridiplantae, Streptophyta, Magnoliopsida, Solanales, Convolvulaceae. The record is from the annotation of a GenBank genome assembly.